This is a messenger RNA of Verticillium dahliae VdLs.17, 420 nucleotides long. RefSeq lists its product as uncharacterized. Gene Ontology annotation, molecular function: magnesium ion binding; hydroxyethylthiazole kinase activity; ATP binding. Lineage: Eukaryota; Fungi; Ascomycota; Sordariomycetes; Glomerellales; Plectosphaerellaceae. Bases 1 to 420 code for a protein of 139 amino acids. The transcript has a single exon. The record is from RefSeq and is a predicted model, not a curated record. Gene Ontology annotation, biological process: thiamine biosynthetic process.
AUGCACAUGCGGCGCCUCGCGGCCCGCGAGCGCAACAUCGUCCUCAUGACGGGCACCGUCGACUACGUCUCGGACGGCACGCGCACCUUUGCCGUCGCCAACGGCCACCCCCUGCUCGCCGCCGUCACGGGCACCGGCUGCUGUCUCGGCACCACCGUCAGCGCCAUGGUCGCGGCCCAGCGCGCCGCCGCCGGCGAUGGCGACGGCGACGGCGACAGCGACAGGCUCGCCGCCGUCGUGGCGGCGCUGCUGCAUUAUGAGAUUGCCGCCGAGAGGGCUGCUGUGCGGGACGACGUCAAGGGGCCUGGCAGCUUUGUGCCGGCCUUCCUCGACGAGCUGGCGACGGUCAGGCAGAUGACGGUGGACGGGGAUCUGGCCUGGCUUGCCGCGGCCAAGGUGAGCCUGGUCGACGAGGCGUGA